UUCCCUUGCAAAGGCCAUCAUAGAGACGGAACUCGUAAAGAGACUUAUACAACUACAACUUGGUAUACUGGAAGUAGGGUGACGUUCCACAUGCAUGAUCCGGGUGCAGCUCAUUCGGGGGGCUCUUGCCAGGUAUCAUUCUCCUACGAUAACGGAGAAACUUGGAUUGUCGUUCAGAGCUGGGAGGGAAACUGCUUGCGCGUACGUAAGGGUCAAGAAGGGCAAAUUACGAACUCCUAUGACACUGACCAAAGCUACUCUUUUAUCAUUCCUACUUCCUUGCCCGGAGCAGACAUGGUUAUUUUUGCAUGGACUUGGCUGAAUUCAUCUGGUAACCGAGAGUUCUAUAUGUCAUGCUCACCUGUUCGGUUG
This is a messenger RNA of Bipolaris maydis ATCC 48331, 372 nucleotides long. Lineage: Eukaryota; Fungi; Ascomycota; Dothideomycetes; Pleosporales; Pleosporaceae. The record is from RefSeq and is a predicted model, not a curated record.